Molecule: messenger RNA, 742 nt
Organism: Copidosoma floridanum
Lineage: Eukaryota; Metazoa; Arthropoda; Insecta; Hymenoptera; Encyrtidae
Gene: Caper
Product: RNA-binding protein 39-like protein Caper
Biological process (GO): mRNA processing
Cellular component (GO): nucleus
Molecular function (GO): RNA binding
Source: RefSeq, a predicted model, not a curated record
UUUUCGAAAAAUGUUUUAAUUGCUUACAGUAUUUGUGAGUGCUUGUAAAUUUUUAAUUUUGUUAAUUUUUAUAUUCAUGUACUGAAUUUAAUGUGUAUUCUAAGACCAGUGCACACAAAUUUUUUUGGAAAUGAUGGCUGAAGAUUUAGACGUGGAAGCUAUGUUAGAAGCACCAUACCAGAAAGGGGACCAAGACACAAAUAAAGAAAAAAUAGCAAAAGAAAAUGGAUCCUUCAGGAAAACAGGAAAAAACAAGCACAGGUCCCACUCUCGAUCUCGCUCCAGAGAUCGCCGAGACAAGGAUCGUCGAGAACGUGAUAAGGAUCGGGAACGAGACAGGGACCGCGAUCGAGAUAAAGAUCGUGACCGUAGGCGUCAAUCAAGAUCUAGAGAAAAGCGUGAUCGGGAUAAAGAUGGAGAUAAAGAACGAGAAAAGCGUGAUCGUGAUCGAGAUAAGAAAAGAAGAAGAUCUCUCACGCCGAUAACUCUUUCAAGGGCUAGGCCUUUCAGCAAAGGAGUUAGUCCUCUGAAUGUUCGGACUGAUGAGUUAACACCAGAAGAAAGAGAUGCACGUACAGUAUUUUGUAUGCAAUUGAGUCAACGAAUUCGAGCACGAGAUUUAGAGGAAUUUUUUUCAAGUGUUGGAAAGGUUCAGGAUGUUCGCUUGAUUACAUGUAAUAAAACACGUCGAUUUAAAGGAAUUGCUUACGUUGAAUUUAAGGACCCUGAAAGCGUAACACUA